Messenger RNA from Oppiella nova, 2752 nucleotides. The record is from the annotation of a GenBank genome assembly. Lineage: Eukaryota; Metazoa; Arthropoda; Arachnida; Sarcoptiformes; Oppiidae.
AACGAUACAUGCAUUCAAUGCACACAACGUUUGUGUCGACACAACAACUCCUGAGGAGAUAACUGCAGACAAACAGCUGUCACGCGUCGACAGUCACCGCAAACCACACACACAUCACCCAUACCUCAAGCCAUACCUCGCGAGCACGUCGUCAGCGAUGUCUGAAUCGGUGGAUCUGCGCGAAGAGCUGCCAUACCGUGUGGAGUACGCCAAGAGUGGUCGCGCCUCCUGUAAGUCAUGUAAGGAUCUGAUCGCCAAAGACGCCAUCCGUAUGGCAGUUAUGGUUCAGUCGCCCUUCUUCGACGGCCUGCAACCCAAUUGGCAUCACUUCGAGUGCUUUUUCGAGAGGUGGCGCCCGCGGGUCGAGGAGAUCGCGCACUACGCGAACCUCAAGUACGACGACCAGAAGCGGGUCCAGAAGGCCAUCGACGAGGCCUCGGGUGUCGGCACGACUGCCGGCGCCGCCAAGUCUUCGGCCAAAACCAAUGGCACGAAAGGCAAGCGUAAGAAAGGCGCCGACCCUGUGGUGGACCCGUCGACGGCCGCCACGCGUCUCACGGAGUUUACCGUCGAGUACGCGAAGUCCAACCGAUCCAAGUGUCGGUUGUGUGAGAAUACGAUCGUGAAGGACACCAUCAGGAUCUCCAAACUGGACAGAGAGUCGGCCGACGCCAAGAGGUACGGACCCCUUUCGCGAUGGUUUCAUCCCGAGUGCUUCGUGAGCGCCAGGGAAUCGCUCGCGUAUUACGCCAGCGCUCAGUCGCUGCCAUUCUUUGAUAAGCUCUCGGAUGAGGACCGCAAAGAGCUCGUGAAGAAGAUACCGACAAUCCCUCCGCCGGUUGGCGACGCUGUCGACGGCAGCGGCGGAGACGUAACCAAUGGGUCGCCGCCGAAGAAGCCGAAGAUAAGCAAAGCCGACGACAAGAAGCUUAAGAAACAGUCGGAUCUGCUCUUCAAGUACAGGGAGUUCGUGGAAACGAUGCGCAAACCCGAUGUGAUUGAGCUCAUGGAGCACAACAAGAUAGAGGUGCCCGAGGGGUCGGCCAAGUUUGACCGGUUGGCCGACGCCAUGGCCUUUGGAUCGUUGAACAAGUGCCCGGAGUGUAAGAAGGGUCAGCUGGUGUUCCGCAUCAGUGGCUACAUCUGUACGGGUAAUAUCACGCAGUGGGCGAAGUGCGAGUACCAGACCACGGAUGCGCCCAAACGUAAGCCAUUCAAAGUGCCCAAAGGGUUGCCCGAAGAGUACCCGUUCCUCCAGAAGUAUAAAUACGAGGCGAGAGAUCGUGUCUACGAUCCGGUGCUCUCGGAAGCCGUCAAACAGCCAAAGCCGUCCACUUCUGGUGCGUUCAGUGAUGGCGCGCUCCCCAAGAAGGAGGAGGCAAACGGAGCUCCCGUUCCCCCUCUGAAUGGGUAUAAUAUAGGAUUGGUUGGAAGGGGUGUGAAGAAAACGAUACUCAAGCCGCGGCUCAAGAAGUUGGGCGCGACUCCCGUGGACCGCAUCGACAGAACCACUCUCUGUAUUAUCUCAACGAAAGCCGAAGUCGACAAACAAAGCGCGCAAAUAGUUGAGGCCAAAGAGCUACUGAUCCCUAUUGUCAGCGAAGAGUGUCUUAAGGCGGUGGAGGACCUGUCGGAUCCGAUUCAAGCGAUUAGUCUGAACCGUUUGGACGACUUUGAGGUCGACGUCGAGAAGAGGUUUUCCAAUCUGAAUGUGAAGGAGAAGAUGAAGACGGCCUUCAAGUCUGGCGCCGGAUCUGGUCGAUUCGAGAAGAGUGUCGGCAAACAGAAGUUUGUCUUAAAGGACGGCAAUGUCGUGGAUCCGGAGUGCGAGGUGGCGGACGUGACCCACAUCUACAAACAGGGGACAGACGUGUAUAGUGUGGUGCUGUCCCAAGUGGACCUGAGCCGCAAUAAGAACUCAUUCUAUAAGCUGCAGCUCCUGGAGCACGACACCAUGAAAACCAAGUUUUUCGUGUUCAGGUCGUGGGGUCGAGUGGGCACUACCAUCGGCGGUACCACUCUUGAGAAGUUCAAGACAGUGUCGGACGCCAUCGACUUCUUUACGGAUAAUUAUCUGGAAAAGACGGGCAAUGAGUGGACUCUACGCCAUAAGUUCAAGAAACAACCGAAUCUAUACUUCCCGGUGGACAUCGACUUCGGUGGCGAACAGAGCGAACAAAUGGCUAAACUGGAGGUCGGGAAGCGGUCGAAACUGCCGCUCUCUGUCCAGGACUUCAUUUGCUCCAUAUUUGACGUCCAGAAGAUGAAGGAACAGAUGCUUGAGUUCGAGUUGGACUUAGAGAAGAUGCCAUUAGGGAAGCUCUCGAAGAAGCAACUGUUGAGCGCCUGCUCUGUGCUCAAGGAGUUGUCUCAACUCAUUGACUCUAAACCGCCGAAUAUGACAAAAGUGAAGUCAGCGACCAAUCGGUUCUUUACGCUCAUUCCGCACAACUUCGGCACCGAUAGACCGCCGGUCAUAGACAGCGAGGACAUGAUUAAGACGAAGAUGGAUAUGUUGGACGCGCUGCUCGAUAUUGAGAUGGCCUACGAUAUGAUCACCAGCGGUGGUGAGGCCGUGGAGGGCGAGGACCCCAUCGAUCAGCACUACAAGAAACUGAACACUACUAUCGAGCCGUUGACGAAGGAUGAGGAGGAAUACGAGAUCAUUGAGAAGUACCUGAAGAACACUCACGGAUCCACCCAUUACUUCAGUCUGGAUAUCGUCGACGUCUUUAAGGUCGAACGCCAGGGA